Molecule: messenger RNA, 1647 nt
Organism: Falco peregrinus (peregrine falcon)
Lineage: Eukaryota; Metazoa; Chordata; Aves; Falconiformes; Falconidae
Gene: APOD
Product: apolipoprotein D
Exons: 5
Coding region: 160-729 (189 amino acids)
Biological process (GO): brain development; lipid transport; tissue regeneration
Molecular function (GO): cholesterol binding
Source: RefSeq, a predicted model, not a curated record
GCUUGUGCUAGUGCUGAAUAAUGAUGAUCCCUGCACGCUUAUAAAACGACGAGGCGGAGAGCUCACCACAGAGCUGUUCCUUGCAGCCCUGCUCCUCUGCAGAGCAUCACUGCACCUCGUCAGCCAAGGUCCAUUUCCCGCCUGCAUCCCGGCACAGCCAUGCUGGGCACAGCAGUGCAGCUCUCGGUCCUGCUCAGCCUCCUCGGCUUUGGGAAAGGCCAAAUGUUUCACAUGGGACCAUGCCCAGAUCCACCAGUGCAAGAAGACUUCGAUAUCAACAAGUAUUUGGGGAAAUGGUACGAGAUAGAGAAGCUGCCCUCAAGCUUCGAGAAAGGAAGCUGCAUCCAGGCAAAUUACUCGCUGAAGGAGAACGGGAAGUUCAAAGUGAUCAACAAGGAGAUGCUUUCCAAUGGCAAAAUCAAUGAAGUCGAAGGAGAACUCAUGCACAUGGAUGUAAAGGAGCCGGCCAAGCUGGGCGUCCGCUUUAACUGGUUCAUGCCUUCUGCCCCAUACUGGGUCAUCUCCACUGACUAUGAAAACUACUCUCUGGUUUACUCCUGCACUAACAUCCUCUGGCUCUUCCACAUUGACUAUGCCUGGAUUAUAUCAAGAGCUCCUGAGAUGCACCCAGAAACCGUGGAGCACCUGAAGAGUGUUCUGCAGUCCUACAAGAUUGACACUGACAAAAUGAUGCCCACGGAUCAAGAUAACUGUCCCCCUGAGAUGUAACUACUGGCACACAGCACCGGACCAGCAAUGAACUUUGUUGCUUUAUUACCCAUUAGAAUUUCUCUACAUAGCAGAGAAAUGUAGUAAUCCCUUCGCUAACACUAGUUUGCCAGUCCUGAGUUACUCCUUGCUGUCGUUCCCCCUAUCGUUCUUCCCCCUUUUUAAUCUCGCUCUGACUUUUGCAGAGUAACUGACUCAUUCAAAACUAACGAGUGAAGAAAAGAAACCCUGAAGUGCAGACAUGAAGCUCUGCUGUUGCUGUGAGUCCUCCAGUAUGUCGAUGGGAAAGGGUAUGAGAUGUGAUGUGUGGGUAUUAGUCCUGGGCAAAAACCUUCCAUCACACCCCCCCAGGUUUGUUUCCUUUUUUUGUCUUGAUGCUUCUGGGCCUGCUAGGAGUUUACGGUGUCUGAGCUACAUUGCGGGCAUGGCCUUACCAGCGGCGACAUCCAGACACAGUGGGUUGGUCCUGCAGCCUGGGAACUGAGAGAGGGCGUCUUGAGUGCUCUCUGGUGUGGGGCUGUAGGCGUAUGUGGCUGCCAGGUCAGAAGGUCUCCUUGCUAGAAAUCAGAUCUGGCUCUUUGUAUCUAAAGUCUAAAAAUGUUUCAUCAUCGCUCCACCCCCAGUGUCUGUAUGUGUCCUCUCUUGCCUCUAGUGAGGCUGGGCCUGCUCUCCCAAGGGUCAGCUCUGAGAGUGCCUUGAAGCAGACAGAAAGAGAUGGGGAUGCUCCCUUGUCCUCUCUUCUGGAGACUUUUCUCCAAACACUAAGAGAUGGCAGGCUCUGCCUGACAUCCAGCUUACUGCUUUUGUACGUGCCGAGAGCCUGCUGGGCACUGGACCUGCCCUGGCAGGUGCUCACCAGGCACUGCGACAACUGUGCUUGAAUAGCAUUGAUGCAGCUCAUUAAAAAUGGAAUCAAAA